GGCCGGCGGGGGCAGAGCGGGGCGAUGGAGCGCGACGGCGAACAGGCAGGGCAAGGGCCCCGGCAUGGGCCAGCGGGAAACGGCCGCGAGCUGGAGUCUCCAGCCGCCGCUUCGCUGCUGGCGCCCAUGGACCUAGGGGAGGAGCCGCUGGAGAAGGCGGAGCGUGCGCGCACCGCCAAAGACCCCAACACCUACAAAGUGCUGUCGCUGGUUUUGUCAGUAUGCGUGCUAACAACUAUUCUUGGUUGUAUCUUUGGGUUGAAACCAAGCUGUGCCAAAGAAGUGAAAAGUUGCAAAGGCCGCUGCUUUGAAAGGACGUUCAGCAAUUGUCGCUGCGAUGCUGCCUGUGUCAGCCUUGGGAACUGCUGUCUGGAUUUCCAAGAGACCUGUGUGGAACCAACACAUAUAUGGACUUGCAACAAGUUCAGGUGCGGCGAGAAGAGGCUGUCCAGAUUUGUGUGCUCCUGUGCGGACGACUGCAAAGCCCACAAUGACUGUUGCAUCAACUACAGUUCAGUGUGCCAAGAAAAGAAGAGUUGGGUAGAAGAAGCCUGCGAAACCAUCGAUGCACCACAGUGUCCAGCAGAGUUUGAAUCACCCCCUACUCUCUUGUUUUCUUUGGAUGGAUUCAGAGCUGAAUAUUUGCACACUUGGGGUGGACUUCUUCCUGUCAUUAGCAAGCUGAAAAACUGUGGAACGUACACUAAAAACAUGAGGCCUGUGUACCCUACCAAGACGUUUCCCAAUCAUUACAGCAUCGUCACAGGACUUUAUCCAGAAUCACAUGGCAUAAUUGACAACAAGAUGUAUGAUCCUAAAAUGAACGCUUCUUUCUCACUUAAAAGUAAAGAGAAAUUCAACCCUCUGUGGUACAAAGGACAGCCGAUCUGGGUGACCGCUAAUCAUCAGGAGGUCAGGUCUGGCACAUACUUCUGGCCAGGAUCAGACGUGGAAAUUGAUGGGAUUCUGCCAGAUAUCUACAAAGUGUAUAAUGGGUCAGUACCAUUUGAAGAAAGGAUUUUAGCUGUUCUCGAGUGGCUACAGCUUCCUAGCUAUGAAAGACCACACUUUUACACUCUGUAUUUAGAAGAACCAGAUUCUUCAGGGCAUUCACACGGACCAGUAAGCAGUGAGGUCAUCAAGGCCCUGCAGAAGGUUGACCACAUAGUUGGCAUGCUGAUGGAUGGCCUGAAGGACCUGGGCUUGGAUAAAUGCCUGAACCUCAUUCUCAUUUCAGAUCACGGCAUGGAACAAGGCAGUUGUAAGAAGUACGUGUACCUGAAUAAGUACCUGGGGGAUGUGAACAAUGUCAAGGUUGUGUAUGGACCUGCUGCUCGAUUGAGACCCACCGAGGUUCCGGAGACAUACUAUUCGUUUAACUAUGAAGCCCUUGCAAAAAAUCUUUCUUGCCGGGAAACAAACCAGCACUUCCGGCCUUAUCUGAAACACUUCUUACCCAAGCGCUUACACUUUGCUAAAAAUGACAGGAUUGAGCCACUGACCUUCUAUCUGGACCCUCAAUGGCAACUUGCCUUGAAUCCGUCAGAAAGGAAAUAUUGUGGAAGUGGAUUUCAUGGCUCUGACAACCUGUUUUCAAACAUGCAAGCUCUCUUCAUUGGCUAUGGACCUGCCUUCAAGCACGGUGCUGAGGUUGACUCCUUUGAAAAUAUCGAGGUCUAUAACUUAAUGUGUGAUUUAUUGGGUUUGAUCCCAGCUCCUAAUAAUGGAAGUCACGGCAGUCUCAACCAUCUUCUAAAGAAACCCAUUUAUACCCCAAGUCAUCCCAAAGAAGAGAGCUUCCUGUCCCAGUGUCCAAUCAAAUCAGUGUCCAGUGACCUCGGCUGCACAUGUGACCCCUCGAUUGUGCCGAUCAUGGACUUCGAGAAGCAGUUCAAUCUGACCACGGAUGCUGAGGAUGUUUACUCUAUGACUGUGCCCAACGGGAGGCCCCGGAAUCUGCAGAAGCAGCACCGCGUCUGUCUGCUCCAUCAGCAACAGUUUUUGACUGGGUACAGCCUGGACCUCCUCAUGCCCCUGUGGACGUCUUACACCUUUCUCAGUAAUGACCAGUUCUCCACAGAUGACUUUUCCAACUGUUUGUACCAGGACCUUCGGAUUCCCCUUAGUCCCAUGCAUAAAUGUUCCUAUUAUAAAAGCACUUCUAAGCUCAGUUAUGGGUUCCUUACACCGCCAAGACUAAACAGAGUCUCACGUCAAAUAUAUUCUGAAGCCUUGCUUACUUCUAACAUAGUGCCAAUGUACCAGAGUUUUCAAGUUAUAUGGCAAUACCUUCAUGACACCGUACUGCGAAGGUAUGCCCAAGAAAGGAAUGGCGUCAAUGUUGUCAGCGGCCCCGUGUUCGACUUUGAUUAUGAUGGACGGUAUGAUUCCUCAGAGAUCCUGAAACAAAACACCAGAGUCAUCCGCAGUCAAGAAAAUCUGAUUCCCACUCACUUCUUCAUUGUGCUUACCAGCUGCAAGCAGCUGUCUGAGAGCCCCUUAAAGUGUACAGCCUUAGAGUCUUCAGCCUUCCUCUUGCCUCACAGGCCUGAUAACAUCGAGAGCUGUACACAUGGAAAGCAGGAGUCUGCAUGGGUUGAAGAGUUGCUGGCAUUGCACAGAGCUCGGGUCACAGACGUUGAGCUCAUCACGGGUCUCAGCUUCUACCAGGACCGACAGGAGUCAGUUUCAGAACUGCUGAGGUUGAAAACACACUUACCAAUCUUCAGCCAAGAAGACUGAUUGUUUUUUAUUAAAAAAAAAAAAACAAAACACCAUAGAUCUUUUUGAAAGAGUCUUAUAUUUUAUACAGUCCUCUACACUUUUGCAAUGUUUGGAAGCUGUAAAGUGGAGUUAAAACUGGGAGUCCCAUGUGGUGCUGGUGUCUCCAGGCUGUGCGACAACCCCACACGUCUGUAGAGUGUUCCUGUCCUGUGCCGUGCAGAUUUCCUGUCUAAGAAUUAGAUGUGUUCCUAAUGCGCUAGGAGUAAAGACACUUCACCUCACACCCAGAAGUGCUCUUGGGUCUCCCUUAUGGGACAAGGGGCAGUGAACAUGGUCUGGGGACCUGAUGUUGGAAUCGUGCUAUUGUUAAUAAAACUAGGUAAAGGACUGGGGUAGCUCAUGACCCAUUAAGAAAAAGGGAAAACUGUCUUGGAUUAAUUUUUAUCUAGAGACUGAGUUUUAAUUCAGUGAGGUCCUAUUUCUAUCUUUUCUUUCUCCUCCGCCAAUAACCAAAUAGUUGGCCUUGUGCUUUUAAAACAAAUUGUGAUCGGAUCUCUUCAGGUGUAGUGACUUUCAAAAAUUGGACUUUGAUGGAAAAUUUGUGAGUUGAGUGUAUCUAGCUUUUAUAAAAAAUCAGACUCUACAUUUGUAUACACCUGAACAAGUGCACAUGUACAUGCUCUUGCACAUGCACACACACACACACACACACACACUCACACUCACACACGUGUACAUGUGCACGCUCUCCCAAUACGCGUCCCAGUUCUCUUCACUAGAAAUAAAUGAAGACCAAAAAAGAGCCCUGAGCAUGGCUUUCUCAGGCCAUUAAAAUUAGGCUUCGUUUGGGUGAAACCCCAGAGAACUAUUGGCAUUUACAAAGUGACAUUUUUUCAUCGAGAAGAGUGUUUCCUCGCACAAGAGACCGGCCAGUGGAAGAAGGACUUUACCUGGCCUAGCUCUUCAAUUUGAAGCUGUGUCGAUAAGAAGAGAAUGUGUCACCCCUCACUUAACAUCUUCACUAUGCACACAACGAAUGACACGCUGAUGUAAUUUCCCCUCUGCAUUGAUUCUGCCCUUGUUCCAACCGGUGAUCCUCCAGAGGCUGUGUUACAUUUUAGGUUUCCUGGGUCCAUUUUGAUAUAAUAUUACCCUACCAAAGAUUUUCAUAUGUCCUUCCUAGGAUAAUCAUUCCUUUUGUCAUCUGUAAAGAUGUUUAGGUAAUAAAACUUGCAAUCAACAUUGCCAUGAUAA
Messenger RNA from Rattus norvegicus (Norway rat), 3978 nucleotides. It is a transcript of the gene Enpp1, whose product is annotated as ectonucleotide pyrophosphatase/phosphodiesterase 1. Gene Ontology annotation, cellular component: basolateral plasma membrane; extracellular region; plasma membrane. Gene Ontology annotation, biological process: vesicle-mediated transport; immune response; animal organ development. Lineage: Eukaryota; Metazoa; Chordata; Mammalia; Rodentia; Muridae. The record is from RefSeq and is a predicted model, not a curated record. Gene Ontology annotation, molecular function: hydrolase activity; phosphodiesterase I activity; GTP diphosphatase activity.